Molecule: messenger RNA, 1254 nt
Organism: Dipodomys ordii (Ord's kangaroo rat)
Lineage: Eukaryota; Metazoa; Chordata; Mammalia; Rodentia; Heteromyidae
Gene: Pgk2
Product: phosphoglycerate kinase 2
Exons: 1
Coding region: 1-1254 (417 amino acids)
Biological process (GO): gluconeogenesis; glycolytic process
Cellular component (GO): sperm fibrous sheath; extracellular exosome; cytosol
Molecular function (GO): ATP binding; phosphoglycerate kinase activity; ADP binding
Source: RefSeq, a predicted model, not a curated record
AUGUCUCUCUCCAACAAGCUGACGCUGGACAAGCUGGACGUGAAGGGCAAGCGCGUCCUCAUGCGUGUGGACUUCAACGUGCCCAUGAAGAAUAACCAGAUCACCAACACGCAGAGGAUCCGGGCCGCCGUGCCCAGCAUCCAGCACUGCCUGGACCACGGCGCCAAGGCCGUGGUGCUCAUGAGUCACCUGGGCCGGCCCGACGGCAUGCCCCGGCCGGACAAGUACUCGCUGGAGCCGGUGGUGCCCGAGCUGAAGACGCUGCUGGGCCGGGAUGUGCAGUUCCUGAAGGACUGCGUGGGGCCCGAGGUGGAGAAGGCCUGCGCCAGCCCCGCGCCCGGCGCCGUCAUCCUGCUGGAGAACCUGCGCUUCCACCUGGAGGAGGAGGGCAAGGGCCUGGACGCGGGCGGCAGCAAGGUCAAGGCCGACCCGGACAAGGUGCAGGCCUUCCGGGCCUCGCUCUCCCGGCUGGGCGACGUGUAUGUCAACGACGCCUUCGGCACGGCGCACCGCGCCCACAGCUCCAUGGUGGGCGUGGAGCUGCCCCAGCGGGCCGCGGGCUUCCUCAUGAAGAAGGAGCUGGAGUACUUCGCCCGCGCCCUGGAGAAGCCCGAGCGGCCCUUCCUGGCCAUCCUGGGCGGCGCCAAGGUGGCGGACAAGAUCCAGCUCAUCAGGAACAUGCUGGACAAGGUGAACCACAUGAUCAUCGGCGGCGGCAUGGCCUACACCUUCCUGAAGGUGCAGAGCAACAUGGAGAUCGGGGCCUCCCUGUUCGACGAGGAGGGCGCCAAGAUCGUGAAGGACAUCAUGGACAAGGCCGAGAAGAACGGGGUGAAGAUGACCCUCCCCGUGGACUUCGUCACGGGGGACAAGUUCGAGGAGGGGGCCAAGGUGGGACAGGCCACGGUGGAGUCCGGCAUCCCCGCGGGCUGGAUGGGGCUGGACUGCGGUCCCGAGAGCAUGAAAAAGAACGCGGAAGUCGUGGCCCAAGCCAAGAUGAUCCUCUGGAACGGCCCCCUGGGGGUCUUUGAGUGGGACGCCUUUGCCAAGGGGACCAAGGCCCUCAUGGAUGAGAUCGUCAAAGCCACGGCCAAGGGCUGUGUCACCAUUAUAGGCGGCGGGGACACCGCCACCUGCUGUGCCAAGUGGAACACGGAAGACAAGGUCAGCCACGUGAGCACCGGCGGGGGGGCCAGCCUAGAGCUUCUGGAAGGGAAAGUUCUUCCCGGGGUCGAGGCCCUGAACAACUUAUAG